CCCGAGCCGCCUCACGAGCGAGACCCCGCGUGACAGACACCUCGCGGACACGCACGGAUCGUUCGUCGACUCGACGAGCGCCACCUCGCCGCCGCUCAUCGCCGCCGAGGUAGAUCCGGAGGAGGUAAUCCAAAGGUAAUCCAACCAAAGGGAGAGAAAGCAGAGGGAAAGGAGCGGCGAAGAUGAAGCUCGUCAGGUUCCUCCAGAAGCUCAGCCACGAGUCGGUCACCAUCGAGCUGAAGAACGGGACCGUCAUCGCCGGCACCAUCAUGGGCGUGGACGUCAGCAUGAACACCCACCUGAAGAACGUGAAGAUGACGCUGAAGGGCAAGAACCCGGUGAGCAUGGACCACCUCAGCGUGCGCGGCAACAACAUCCGCUACUACAUCCUGCCCGACUCGCUGAACCUGGACACCCUCCUGGUGGACGACACCCCGAAGAUCAAGGCCAAGCCAGGGGCGGGUAAGCCGGGGGCGGGCGCGGGUGCCAGGGGACGCGGGCGCGGGCGCGGGAGGGGACGCGGGCGCGCAAGGUAAGGGACCCGCGUCGGCCGCGAACGGACGGACGACCCGAGGCCCCGGCGGGGAUCCAUCUCGCGAGGUUUCUUCAAACGCGAGGGCGUCGUCGGCGGGAAAUUUAGUUUCGUUGUUAUCGUAGACUCCAUCAGACUUCAC
Molecule: messenger RNA, 674 nt
Organism: Micromonas commoda
Lineage: Eukaryota; Viridiplantae; Chlorophyta; Mamiellophyceae; Mamiellales; Mamiellaceae
Exons: 2
Coding region: 183-536 (117 amino acids)
Biological process (GO): spliceosomal snRNP assembly; RNA processing
Cellular component (GO): pICln-Sm protein complex; catalytic step 2 spliceosome; SMN-Sm protein complex
Molecular function (GO): RNA binding
Source: RefSeq, a predicted model, not a curated record